AUAUUAGGUGAGGGAGGCCAAGCUCAACACAAAACAAUAUCCACAAGUUUUUCCACUGUCAUGCAUCAAACUUGGCCAAUAAUGGUGGAGAAGAAGGGGACACUUGUGAUCGCGGAAUUGGCUUUGCUGCUGCUGCUGCUGCUGCUGCCUUUGCUCUCAGGAGCUCUAGACAUUGUUAAAGUGAGGGAAAUUGCUGCUCGCAACAAUGUGACAUGUAUCUUGGUCUUUGGAGAUUCAAGUGUUGAUUCUGGCAACAACAAUUUUAUAGUGACCACCAUAAAGAGCAAUUUCCUUCCUUAUGGCAAAGACUUCUUCAAUGGCCGCCCAACUGGAAGGUUCAGCAAUGGAAGGCUUGCCACAGAUUUCAUUGCGGAUGCUAUUGGCUACACAAAAACAAUCCCAGCAUUUCUUGACCCCAAUCUGAAGCUGGAAGAUCUGCCUCAUGGUGCUAGUUUUGCAUCAGCUGCUUCGGGUUACGAUGAUUUCACCGCUAAUAUUUCGAGUGUUCUGUCUCUUCCCCGCCAGCUGAAGUAUUUGAUGCAUUAUAAGGUCAAACUAAGAAAACUGGUUGGUCAUAAGAGAGCUGAGGAUAUCAUUAGAACUGCCGUCUUCGUCAUAAGUAUGGGCACAAAUGACUUUCUCCAGGACUACUACUUGGACCCAACUCGCCCCAAGCAAUUCACUGUGGAAGAGUAUCAAAAUUACUUGGUCUCUUGCAUGGCUAAUGCCAUUCAGAAAAUGCAUAGGCUAGGAGGCACAAGAUUGGCUGUUGUUGGGGUCCCUCCUUUGGGAUGCAUGCCACUUGUCAAAACGAUAAUGGACACGACGACAUGUGCCGAAAAUUACAACAAACUGGCAUCCUCAUUGAAUUCCAAGAUACAAGAGAAAUUGGAGGCCAUAAGCACAACAUCUAGAAUGAAAAUCGCCUUUGUUGAUGCCUAUGGUAUUAUCCAAAAUGCCAUAAACAACCCAGCACUGUACGGUUUGUCUGAGACUUCAAAAGGGUGUUGCGGGACUGGAACCAUAGAGUUUGGAGAUUCAUGCAGGGGCUUAGAGACAUGCACUGAUCCAGAAAAAUACGUAUUCUGGGAUGCUGUUCAUCCAACAGAAAAAAUGUAUAAAAUCCUUGCUGAGGAGGCUAUCAAAGCUCUUGCUCAAAAGCUCCUUGUCUGAGAAAAAAGGAUUUUGUUUGGGGGUGCUAAGUAAGAUAUGUAACAAAAUCACUUACUCUUGAAUUACUUUCAGCGAAAUCGAAUUUUCAGAUUUUUAAAUACC
Prunus avium (sweet cherry) is the source of this 1275-nucleotide messenger RNA. RefSeq names its product GDSL-like Lipase/Acylhydrolase superfamily protein. Gene Ontology annotation, molecular function: hydrolase activity, acting on ester bonds. The record is from RefSeq and is a predicted model, not a curated record. Lineage: Eukaryota; Viridiplantae; Streptophyta; Magnoliopsida; Rosales; Rosaceae.